Epinephelus fuscoguttatus (brown-marbled grouper) is the source of this 1854-nucleotide messenger RNA. Its product is annotated as basic proline-rich protein-like. The transcript has 2 exons. The record is from RefSeq and is a predicted model, not a curated record. Bases 1 to 1854 code for a protein of 617 amino acids. Lineage: Eukaryota; Metazoa; Chordata; Actinopteri; Perciformes; Serranidae.
AUGGGUGGAACAGCAGAACCUCCUAAAGGAACAGCAGAACUUCCUAAAGGAACAGCAGAACCUCCUAAAGGAACAACAGAGCCUCCUAAAGGAACAGUAGAGCCUCCUAAAGGAACAGUAGAGCCUCCUAAAGGAACAGCAGAACUUCCUAAAGGCACAGGAGAGCCUCCUAAAGGAACAACAGAGCCUCCAAAAGGAACAGCAGAGCCUCCUAAAGGAACAGCAGAGCCUCCUAAAGGAACAGCAGAACUUCUUAAAGGCACAGCAGAACUUCCUAAAGGCACAGCAGAGCCUCCUAAAGGAACAGCAGAGCCUCCUAAAGGAACAACAGAGCCUCCUAAAGGAACAGCAGAACCUCCUAAAGGCACAGUAGAGCCUCCUAAAGGAACAGCAGAGCCUCCUAAAGGAACAGCAGAGCCUCCAAAAGGAACAGCAGAGCCUCCUAAAGGAACAACAGAACCUCCUAAAGGAACAGCAGAGCCUCCUAAAGGAACAGCAGAGCCUCCAAAAGGAACAGCAGAGCCUCCUAAAGGAACAACAGAACCUCCUAAAGGAACAGCAGAGCCUCCAAAAGGAACAGCAGAGCCUCCUAAAGGAACAACAGAGCCUCCUAAAGGAACAGCAGAACCUCCUAAAGGCACAGGAGAGCCUCCUAAAGGAACAGCAGAACUUCCUAAAGGCACAGUAGAGCCUCCUAAAGGAACAGCAGAGCCUCCUAAAGGAACAGCAGAGCCUCCAAAAGGAACAGCAGAGCCUCCUAAAGGCACAGCAGAGCCUCCAAAAGGAACAGCAGAGCCUCCUAAAGGAACAACAGAACCUCCUAAAGGAACAGCAGAGCCUCCUAAAGGAACAGCAGAGCCUCCAAAAGGAACAGCAGAGCCUCCUAAAGGAACAACAGAACCUCCUAAAGGAACAGCAGAGCCUCCAAAAGGAACAGCAGAGCCUCCUAAAGGAACAACAGAGCCUCCUAAAGGAACAGCAGAACUUCCUAAAGGCACAGCAGAGCCUCCAAAAGGAACAGCAGAGCCUCCAAAAGGAACAGCAGAGCCUCCUAAAGGAACAGCAGAACUUCCUAAAGGCACAGCAGAGCCUCCUAAAGGAACAGGAGAGCCUCCUAAAGGAACAGCAGAACCUCCUAAAGGCACAGUAGAGCCUCCUAAAGGAACAGCAGAGCCUCCAAAAGGAACAGCAGAGCCUCCUAAAGGAACAACAGAGCCUCCUAAAGGAACAGCAGAGCCUCCUAAAGGCACAGGAGAGCCUCCUAAAGGAACAGCAGAACCUCCUAAAGGCACAGUAGAGCCUCCUAAAGGAACAGCAGAGCCUCCUAAAGGAACAGCAGAGCCUCCAAAAGGAACAGCAGAGCCUCCUAAAGGAACAACAGAACCUCCUAAAGGAACAGCAGAACUUCCUAAAGGCACAGCAGAGCCUCCUAAAGGAACAGCAGAACCUCCUAAAGGAACAGCAGAACCUCCUAAAGGCACAGGAGAGCCUCCUAAAGGAACAGUAGAGCCUCCUAAAGGAACAACAGAACCUCCUAAAGGCACAGGAGAGCCUCCUAAAGGCACAGCAGAGCCUCCUAAAGGAACAGCAGAACCUCCUAAAGGAACAGCAGAACCUCCUAAAGGCACAGGAGAGCCUCCUAAAGGAACAGCAGAGCCUCCUAAAGGAACAACAGAACCUCCUAAAGGAACAGCAGAACUUCCUAAAGGCACAGCAGAGCCUCCUAAAGGAACAGCAGAACCUCCUAAAGGAACAGCAGAACUUCCUAAAGGCACAGGAGAGCCUCCUAAAGGAACAGCAGAGCCUCCUAAAGGCACAGCAGAGCCUCCUAAAGGAACAGCAGAACAGCCUUAA